Blumeria graminis f. sp. triticale is the source of this 882-nucleotide messenger RNA. The record is from the annotation of a GenBank genome assembly. Lineage: Eukaryota; Fungi; Ascomycota; Leotiomycetes; Helotiales; Erysiphaceae.
AUGCUACUAUCCACUUACGUCGGUAUUGCCAUCUCCAUUGGCAGCUCCAAUGCCUUGAUACAAGGAUUUAACGCCCAAGUACGCAACACUGAUGGAUCUUGCAAGACACAAUCAGAUUGGGAAGCAGACUUCAAUACGACACUUUCGCUUCCAGGAAAUUUCGAUAGCUUACGCUUGUUCUCCUUACUAGAAUGCGACGCUAUAAGCGUGAUUGCCCCAGCCGCCAUUGCUACUGGCGGUAAAGUGUUGGCUGGUGUAACGGUACAAUAUCCUCAAUCUUUCGCAGCAGAAAAGCAACAGCUAUUGGAAGCUGUCACAAAUCACGGCUCUGAAUGGCUUGCUGCCGUAUCAGUUGGGUACGACGAUUUAAGCAGAAACGAGCUCAUGUCUCAUGCUUUGGCCGAAAAGAUAUACGACGUUCGUGGUAUGCUAUCUACUGUGGUGGAAGACAAAAAAAACGUGCUGGUCGGACAUAUUGAUACUUGGACUGCCUGGAUUGAUGGGAAGAACUCGCCUGUCAUCAAAGCCUGUGACUUCAUCGGGACGAAGUUAAACCUUUCCCUCCAGAACAAUGACAUAAUCUCGAUACAAGACAGUAUUAAGGCAUAUAACGACAGCCUAGAUCAAGUCAGGGAAUCAGUUGCAGCUACUGGCUCUAACUCAUCGAUCUGGAUUACUGAGGGUGGAUGGCCUGCCAUUAGUUACCCAAUUUACGAAGUUGUACCUACAAUUGAAAUUUCUCAGGCUAUUUGGAAAAACAUUGCCUGCCCACUCUUUGAAAUCAACAAUGUAUUUUGGAGAUCUUUGCAACACCAACAAGAAUCACCCGCUUAUGGUGUUCUUAAUGCUCAAGGCAAACCAUUAUACGAUCUAACCUGCUAA